GUGACAUCUUCUUGGUGCGUGGAGGGAUGCGUGCAGUGGAGUUCAAAGUGGUGGAGACAGAUCCAAGUCCGUACUGCAUAGUGGCUCCAGACACAGUGAUCCAUUGUGAAGGAGAGCCCAUCAAACGAGAGGAUGAAGAGGAGUCACUGAAUGAAGUGGGCUAUGAUGACAUUGGUGGUUGCCGGAAGCAGCUGGCUCAAAUCAAAGAGAUGGUGGAACUUCCCCUCCGACACCCUGCACUCUUCAAGGCCAUAGGAGUGAAGCCUCCACGUGGGAUCCUGCUGUAUGGUCCUCCUGGCACUGGUAAAACACUGAUUGCCCGAGCAGUGGCCAAUGAAACAGGAGCUUUCUUCUUCCUGAUCAAUG
Acanthisitta chloris (rifleman) is the source of this 366-nucleotide messenger RNA. Its product is annotated as transitional endoplasmic reticulum ATPase-like. The annotation marks the transcript as partial. Gene Ontology annotation, cellular component: cytosolic proteasome complex; proteasome regulatory particle, base subcomplex. Gene Ontology annotation, molecular function: ATP hydrolysis activity; proteasome-activating activity; ATP binding. NCBI's taxonomy places the organism in Eukaryota, Metazoa, Chordata, Aves, Passeriformes, Acanthisittidae. The record is from RefSeq and is a predicted model, not a curated record. The transcript is spliced from 3 exons. Gene Ontology annotation, biological process: positive regulation of RNA polymerase II transcription preinitiation complex assembly.